AUGCCGAGCUCUUACUCGAACAGCAUUUUGCUUGUGUGCCGUUUGAAUCACAUGGCCAUGUGUAGAAGUAGUAUGGACAACAGCACUGGGUCAGCUGCGACAGCAUAUUUGAAGACGUGCCUGGUGGCCGUGCCCCUGCUGACGGCACACUACGACGGUUCCGGCUCCCCCGCCUACCCUCCCCUCUCCCCCGCUGCCCGCUGCCCCGCUGCCGCUGCCACUUUUUCUUCAAACGAACAAAACACCCAGCAAACCAAAACAAGACGUUCUCUUUCUCUCUGUCUCUCUGUCUCUAUCUCUCUCUCUCUCUCUCUCUGUCUCUCUCUCUCUCUCUCUGUCUCUCUCUCUCUCUCUCUCUCUCUCUCUCUCUCUCUCUCUCUCUCUCUCUCUCUCUCUCUCUCUCUCUCUCUCUCUCUCUCUCUCUCUCUCUCUCUCUUUCUCUCUUUACUUCUCUCUUUCUCAAACCGACCAAACCAAUUCAAUCUCUCUCUCUCUCUCUCUCUCUCUCUCUCUCUCUCUCUCUCUCUCUCUCUCUCUCUCUCUCUCUCUCUCUCUCUCUCUCUCUCUCUCUCUGUGUACGUAUCAUACAUUUGCGUACGGUAG
Monosiga brevicollis MX1 is the source of this 603-nucleotide messenger RNA. RefSeq lists its product as uncharacterized. The record is from RefSeq and is a predicted model, not a curated record. Lineage: Eukaryota; Choanoflagellata; Craspedida; Salpingoecidae. The transcript has 2 exons. Bases 1 to 603 code for a protein of 200 amino acids.